This is a messenger RNA of Rosa rugosa (rugosa rose), 1725 nucleotides long. Its product is annotated as auxin response factor 5-like. Gene Ontology annotation, cellular component: nucleus. The record is from RefSeq and is a predicted model, not a curated record. Gene Ontology annotation, biological process: response to hormone; regulation of DNA-templated transcription. Gene Ontology annotation, molecular function: DNA binding. Lineage: Eukaryota; Viridiplantae; Streptophyta; Magnoliopsida; Rosales; Rosaceae. Bases 981 to 1586 code for a protein of 201 amino acids. The transcript has 12 exons.
CAAAAUUAAACUUCCCCACAGAAAGGCGCCUUUUUUUUUGGGCCAAAAGUUAAACUUCUCACACUCCCGGCCUCCUCUCCCUCUCCCGUUGCUCUCAUCUGCCAUCUCUUCCUCAUCGAACGAACCAAAUUGUGGAGGGAUUUGGGAAGGAGUUGUUGGAGAAGAAGGUGACGAAGGCUGCAGAGCCGCUGUCGUCUCGCACACUAACCCCAUGAACCCAAGACACCCAUUUAUCCAGAACGCACUCAACUUCUUCUUCACCAAUCGUUCGCUGCCGCUUUAGGGCUCGCUGUCCCUUAAUGACACUCCGGCCUCCGUCGUCGAUUCCAAGAGCGGUGUUUUGUUUCCGUCGGUCCUGGCCGGGACUUGGCGACUUCUGGGAAUUGGGUUGAGGAGAAAAAGAAAACGCGUGCUGGGGUUGUAGAACAUCGAUUUGUAUUCAUAUGGAGAGCAAAGAGCAGCUUGGAACCAACGGUAGCUUUGCUACAUCUUGUUUCUCUAUUAUUGUUAACUUAGAUCCUGCUGCAGAGCAUUUUGACUACCCUGUGGCUUUAGAUAUCAGGGAGCUAAUUAACUUGGAUGAUGUUAUGGAGGAACUUGGACUGGGUACCAAUGGAGGACUUAUGUACUGCAUGGAACACCUUGAAGAUAAUCUGGAUGAUUGGCUUGCAGAUGGAUUGGAGGAUUACCUGGAUGAUGACUACUUAAUUUUGGACUGCCCAGGUAUGCAUAUGAGCAUACGUGUUCCGUUGUCUGUAUCUAUUAUCAUGCAUCAGUUGUUGAAAGGUUAGGUAUGCAAUGCUAGCAUUGUUACAUUGCAACAAAAAUACCACCAAAGUACUGGCUGAUUGGUAGUUCAUAUGCUUUCCAAUUGCCUGCUUCUCUUUUAGAAGGCAAUUGUGUGAUGCAUCUUUCGGUGAAUGUAAUUUUGUUAGAGCUGUUUUGUGUUUGAGAAGUGUGGAAGUAAUUAUGUUUUGGAUAUGACUACUCUGACUAUUAUGAGGGCUCUUCCAAGAGAGGUUGACCCAGCAGUGUAUAAUAUGCUUCAUGAAGAUCCAGGUUCAAAGUUUCUUAGUACUGAUGGCAGUACAGGCAGCAAGGCAGAAGUGAAUUAUUUGGGACAGUUCUAUCAUCCUAAUCUUGUUAAACUAAUUGGCUAUUGCUUGGAAGAUGAGCAGUGCCUUUUGGUAUAUGAAUUCUUGCCUCGAGCUGUUGUCAUGGAAUAUGCAGCUGGUGGUGAGCUAUUUGGGAGGAUAUAUAGUGCUGGUAGAUUUAGUGAAGUUGAGAUCAUAAUUGAUAGUAGAAAGUCUUUGACAUCAAACAUGGAAGAUACGUCGUCGGUUUUAUCAAGCGAUAGCAUGCAUAUUGGUCUUCUUGCUGCUGCUGCUCAUGCAGCUGCAACAAAUAGUCGGUUUACUAUAUUUUAUAAUCCAAGAGCAAGUCCUUCUGAAUUUGUGAUACCCCUGGCCAAGUAUGUUAAAGCAGUCUAUCAUACACGUGUUUCUGUGGGAAUGCGAUUUAGGAUGCUGUUUGAGACAGAAGAAUCAAGUGUUCGCCGGUUACUUGUUUUGGAUGGUACGAAUUGAGUUAUAUAUGUAGCAGCAGCAGCUAGCUUUGAAUUAUGUAGGUUCAAAAUAGUAGUAAUACAUUCUGGAUGUUGGACUUGUAGUUCUUGCUGGUUACUUGUUUUGGAUCUUGGACAUGUAUUAAUGGAUGUUCUAUAUA